AUGAAGUCCUUCACCGCCAUCACCCUGCUCGCCGUCCUGGCCUCCACCGUCUCCGCUCAAGGUUCCAGUGGCUGCGAUGAAAAUUACUCCGGCACCUUCGAGAUCGCUCCCUACAACAUCACCCAAACCAUUCCCUCCCAAGGCGAAACCGUCUGCACCACCAACCCCAUCGUCACCCUCAAAAAUGGUGUCCUCACCGAUCAGGAAGGCCGGACCGGUGAAGUCGUCGCCAACCACCAGUUCCAAUUCGACAAACCAGUCCAAGGGCCCACCACCUCGGGCUUCUCCGUCUGCACCAACGGAUCCCUGGCGCUGAAUGGCAAUGCUCUCUUCUUUGGCUGUCUGAGUGGCACCUUUUCAAACCUGUAUGAUAUCAGCAUCGGUGCGCAGUGUCAUCAGAUCUACAUCGUCACCUUCCCGUGCCAGGGCUCCGGCGCUACUCCCAUUGCCAGCACACCUGGAACCACCUCAACGACCUCGUCUACUUCCAGCACCUCAAGUAGCACAAGCACCAGCACCACCUCAACUUUCUCUACCUCCACCACACCACUACCAGUGGCACCACCAGCGACCUCCACUACCGUCACGCCUGCUCCCUUCCCAGUCGGUAACUCCACCACAGUUCCGGCUACCGCUUCCAUGGCAUCAACUGCAUCCUCCUCAUCCUCCUCCUCCUCCUCCUCCUCCACCUCUUCGACCUCUUCGACCACUGCACCAGCUACCACCUUCAAGGGUGCUGCAAGCACCGUCAUUGUGGGUGGCAAGGUUAUCGCAGUGGUUGCUGGUAUCGCUGCAUUCGCUCUGUUCUGA
Molecule: messenger RNA, 810 nt
Organism: Letharia columbiana
Lineage: Eukaryota; Fungi; Ascomycota; Lecanoromycetes; Lecanorales; Parmeliaceae
Exons: 1
Coding region: 1-810 (269 amino acids)
Biological process (GO): fungal-type cell wall organization
Cellular component (GO): fungal-type cell wall
Molecular function (GO): structural constituent of cell wall
Source: RefSeq, a predicted model, not a curated record